Messenger RNA from Vigna unguiculata (cowpea), 1180 nucleotides. Its product is annotated as PRA1 family protein B4 pseudogene. NCBI's taxonomy places the organism in Eukaryota, Viridiplantae, Streptophyta, Magnoliopsida, Fabales, Fabaceae. The record is from RefSeq and is a predicted model, not a curated record.
AAUUUAACCCUAUAUUUGCUUGCAUAGAAAGUUUGAAAAAAGGCAGACACAACAUAGAAAAUAUAUGAAAAAUGAUAUAACAUGAUGAGUCUGUAUGAACUACAAUUGUCGAACUACGGUGCAAACAAGAAAAAUAGAAAAAAGUGUAAUGUGGAUAUAAAGCUUUUGGAGUAUUUUAUAGUAAUAAUUCUAGAAUAGGAAUGAAGGUAGCCAAAUUAGAAUAGCCAAAAACAAACAAGUCCUUUUUCUUCCUUUUCAUAUUUUCAUUCCUUUCACCAAAAUCAAUCCCUCACUGUUUUUUCUGAUAUUCUUCAACAUGGCCGCUCCAGCACCCAAUCCACAGGUUCUCCCCGUCUCAAAUCCUCAAAACACCAUCACUACCACCGUCACCACCGCGGAACAGCAGCCACCGCAACCCGCAGUCCGCGCCAUCGUAUCCUUCUUCUCGGAAUCCAUCCGCCACAGCCUCUCGCAUCGGCGUCCCUGGCCGGAGCUCAUGGACCGGUCGGCGCUCGCCAAACCGAUGUCAUUCUCGGAGGCGACGCUGCGCGUGCGGCACAACGUCUCCUACUUCCGCGUGAACUACUACGUCGUGGUUUCGCUGAUCCUGGCGGUGUCGCUCCUAACCAGCCCCUUCUCCCUGGUGCUCCUCCUCUCCCUCCUCUCCUCCUGGCUUUUCCUCUACCUCCUCCGCCCCACCGACCGGCCCCUCCACCUCUUCGGCCGUACCUUCACGGAUUUCGAGACGCUCUCUCUCCUCGCCGGCGCUUCCUUCUUCCUCCUCUUCCUCACCCCCCUCGGCUCCCUCCUCGCCACCGCCUUCACCGUCUCCAUCGCCCUCGUCGCCGCCCACGCCGCAUUCAGAGUCCCCGAGGACCUCUUCCUCGACGACCGCGACUCCAACCAGCCGGCCGGCUUCCUCUCCAUCCUCCGCGCCGCCGUCAACGUCCCACCCGUUCCCCCACCCGUCCCCGCCCGCGGCUGAUCGGAGCUUCUCCGUGUCUGCACCCUCCAAGGAUUCAUUCACAAGUUUGUUUAUACGUUUGGUUGAUGUUAGAGAAUUUGGACACGUUUUUUCUUUUAUUAUUUUUGGAGGGAAAACUUUUUCUUUUCUUUUCUGUUUUUUUUCUUACCCACACCCACCUGUUACUUUUUUUAAACAGUGACUUUCAUUUCUGAA